Messenger RNA from Osmia bicornis bicornis, 3416 nucleotides. Its product is annotated as zwei Ig domain protein zig-8-like. The transcript is spliced from 7 exons. Bases 1 to 891 code for a protein of 296 amino acids. Gene Ontology annotation, biological process: synapse organization. The record is from RefSeq and is a predicted model, not a curated record. Gene Ontology annotation, cellular component: neuron projection membrane. Lineage: Eukaryota; Metazoa; Arthropoda; Insecta; Hymenoptera; Megachilidae.
AUGUUUCAUCAUGGGUGUCGUUGGACUUGGCUCGACAACCACUCGACGCCGUUAAGAAGUUCGCGGAAUCAUGUUCGCGACGAGUCCUCGAACCGAGUGGCUGACUUUUGGCGUGGAUCGAGCUUGGCAGGCGUUGUGGCCGGAAGUAAAUCAACGAAACCCUUGAAUAAACCAGAAUUCGACGACAUCGCACCCCGAAAUAUCACCGCCAUCGUUGGUCAAACAGCGGAAUUGAACUGCUUCGUGAAGCAUCCUGGAGACAGGGUGGUAUCCUGGAUACGUAAAAGGGAUUUACAUAUACUCACCUCGUCGAUUUACGCGUACACGGGAGACGAAAGAUUUUCCGUGAAACAUCCGGAAGCAUCCGAUGAAUGGACGUUGAAGAUCGAUUACGUCCAGCAACGCGAUGCCGGGAUUUACGAAUGCCAGGUCAACAUCGAGCCCAAAAUGAAUUUAGCCUUCGUGUUGAGAGUCGAAGCCGCUCAGGCGAAAAUCCUGGGUCCGGAAGACGUUUACGUGAAGAAGGGUAGCACGAUAAGCCUCACGUGCACCGUUAAUGUGCAAAGUACACCGCCCAGCAGCGUUUCGUGGCAUCACGGAGGAGCUGUGGUGGAUUUCGACAGUCCCAGCGUUCACCGCAGGGGCGGUGUUUCCUUGGAGACCGAGAAGACGGAAAGCGGCACGACCAGCAGACUUCUGGUGACACAGGCCAGAUUGACCGACAGCGGAAAUUACACCUGCAUUCCCAGCAACGCGAAUCCAGCCAGCGUGAUGGUCCACGUGCUGAAUGGCGAGCAUCCAGCGGCCAUGCAGCACGGCGGAAGUUGCGGCGUGACACCCACCAUUCUGCUCGCGACCUUCACCCUCUUGAUCGCGAACCUGCUGAGGUGAGCAGCCUCGUGAAUCGUGUCGGCUUCGUAACAACCAAGUUAAACUCGUUUCGCGAAAUGGGAUGGUUGAAAGUGUGGCUGGAAAAUGGGACGCCUCGGUUCCCUUUUUGCCAUCGGAACCACGAGACCCGGAUGUUACAGUGAAAGAAUAUGAGUGACCAGAGUUGACCGAGUUCUCGUCGACGUUAUAGAAAGAAAGGAUCGAGGAUAAACAGAGUGCAGUGGAUCGAGUGAUGGAACCAGUGACGUGGAAGUGGAUGAUCUUUUCUCACGUACGUUUUUACCGACAAUUUAACCCCUCUAAACUAUUAUUCCUAUUUCUCUAGCAAGCUUCACUCCGUGACACGUGCAUCGAGUGUGAAUAGUUCGCGAGUAAUCCACAGUGUGAAACGUUCGCUUUGGUGAAUCCUGUGAAUAUUGAACCUUCCCUGUGAAUAAUCAAAAACCUCUCAGUUUAAUCGUUGAACGAGCGUACCUCGGCGUGGAAAAAUUUUCCCGUAACCGAGAUGCGUAGAACCGAUAAUUACCGUCGAAUCGUAUCGCCGUAGAUAGCGUAAGUUUUUUCUGUAUAUAAAGAAAGGGACAGACGUGAAAAUGAAUAGGGUUUUGUCGCGACCUCGUUUGUACAGUACAAUACGUCUGGGAAGAACGAAAUGUAGGAUCUGGGCAGCGUUUGUAUAUACAGAAAUUUUUCAAUUUUAUUUUACCAUUUCGCUAUUUUAAUAUUCGAUUGAGAAAUGAUAAAAUUAUAGAGUGAAACUCGUACACAGUGGGAAUAUUUUGGGUCUUUUUAAUUAUUUUCUGUUACUUGAUUAAAUUACUCUCUAAUUAAUGACGAAAGGGUUAACGAUUCAUAACGAGAAAUUAUCUCAAUAAAUAUAGAUUUGUGGGAAUCGACUAGUUGAAAGUUUGCCCAGGUCUGACUAAUUACCCUCGAUUCUCCUCGAAACGUCUGUAAUUUCAUCGACGAACGUGUGUUGUUCUUCCUCGUUUGAAGAAUGUUUCUGUUUCUCGAGAAUUGCUCACGAUUAUCUGCUCAGUCUGUUUCAGGGAACGCAAUUGUUUCAUUCGUGCCUGGUUUUUCAUUUUCCAGACGUUUCGCAAUCAUUCGUAUCCAUCGAUGGUUCAACGAUGAUCGUCUAAUCAAAAUGCAAUCACAUUGAAUAUAAAUUUUAAGACUCACCAGAUACGCGAUCGUUGUAGGGUUCGUGUAUAGUUAAGUGUACCGGGGGAUGAUGUGAAUGUACAUUUCUAUAAGAUAUGGAUAAGAGUAUCGUUAACAGGAUGUGGCAUUCCGUUACUGUGUGUAAAUGCUGCUAAUUAUCUGAAAAUUCUAAAACGAGAAAAAUGAAACAUUUGCGACGCAACGUAAAUGAAUACAGUAAAUCUCGUUGUUUCACGUGUUUCUUUUCGAUUCCCUAGAAUUACGAAGAGUUUUGCAUCGAAGUCAUUCUAAACGACGAAUCGAACGAACGUUUAUCGAGACGGUGCUAUAAUUCGUUAAGUUCUUUCAUAGUCAAUCAAACGAAGCUGGUUUCUUUCGCGAAUCAACCUUCUUAGAUCAACGUCGCGAGAUGAUUCACGAUUUAUGGACAGUAGUAGUUGAUUAGAGAAAUUUACUACUAAUGUAACGAGUAAACGAAUAUCAUAACAAAAUUAGACAAUUAAGGCGCGACACAUACCUUUAGGUCUAAAUAUACAUAUAGAUUUUUUAUAAUGUUGUACCACGAGGAGAAACUUAGGUUCUACGGUGUAAAACAGACUGCCAGAACGAAUUCACGGUGUUGAAAAAGAACAUUGCAAUUGGUAAGAAUGAAUUUCGAAUAUAGACGAAAAUGAUAUACAUAUAUAUAUAUAUAUAUACAUACACAUUAUUCCUUCUUGUAUAGUUUAUACGGUAAUUUAUGUCGUUGUGAGAGGACAAUAUUUUAAAGUUGACGCGUGAGGACUAACGUUAAAGUGAACGAUUUUAGGCAGAAUUAAUGAGAACGACGGUGAAUGAUUAUGAUCGUGUGUGAUAAUUUCAAGAAUCUGACGUUCCUGGAUGAACGUUGAACGAUUUUCACGAUGUUGGAAACAAGAGAACGAUCGUCGGUGAAGUUUCAUUCGAUUUUUCACGGUAGACACUUUUUCCUCGAUCCCUCGAGUCUCGUUCCAUUUCCAAUGAUACCGUUCAUCUGAUAUGGUCACGGUUUCGCGUGAUACAAGAACGUGGGUGAGAGAAUAGACGAAGAAAAUGAAAAGAAAACAAAGAGAGAAUAAGAAUAUCGAGAGAACGUUGUUGUUCGACGACUAAUCAAUAAACGCGGCCACCCCCGCAUAAUUAUGGAAUGUUGCACAGAUUUAUAGUUAAGCCUAGGUCGCAUUGUACAAACAGUUCAUAACCGAUAAUGUACCACGUUAUAGAGGGACGUCAGUAUGAAUCAAAGAGACGGAAGUAAAAGAAAGGAGAGAAAGAGAAAGGAGCGACAAACGAGUACAGACUAUUAUACUGUAAAGAUAUUCAUCGACGUGAAUACUGUUUCA